Molecule: messenger RNA, 549 nt
Organism: Ilex paraguariensis (yerba mate)
Lineage: Eukaryota; Viridiplantae; Streptophyta; Magnoliopsida; Aquifoliales; Aquifoliaceae
Source: the annotation of a GenBank genome assembly
AUGGGUUGCUCUUCCUCUCUUCCAGAUAGGAAUUUGGGGCAGGUGGGUGGACUUAAUUCGGAGAAUGGUGGAGCAAAUGACGCCAAAAACCUACGCGUGAAGCUUGUGCUGUUAGGUGAUUCUGGAGUUGGAAAAAGUUGCAUUGUUCUUCGCUUUGUUCGUGGUCAGUUUGACCCAACAUCCAAGGUUACUAUUGGAGCUUCAUUCUUGUCGCAGACGAUUGCAUUGCAAGAUUCUACGACAGUCAAAUUCGAAAUAUGGGACACUGCUGGCCAAGAAAGGUAUGCAGCACUAGCACCACUUUAUUACCGUGGUGCUGCAGUUGCAGUUGUUGUAUAUGAUAUAACAAGUCCUGAAUCAUUCACCAAAGCACAGUACUGGGUUAAGGCUGGAUGGCUUUCUCAUAUUCUUCACUCUGCGUCUAGGGGCAAAGAACCUGAUACAAUAAUCUUAUAUGACCUUUUCUUGAGACUGCAAUGCAAUGGCAGCUUUAGAGUUGGGGUUGAGCAUAUGUUUUGGCCUUAUCAAUAUAACUAUGUGGGAUCAUAG